Saccostrea cuccullata (small rock oyster) is the source of this 1120-nucleotide messenger RNA. RefSeq lists its product as uncharacterized. The record is from RefSeq and is a predicted model, not a curated record. Bases 98 to 655 code for a protein of 185 amino acids. The transcript is spliced from 5 exons. Lineage: Eukaryota; Metazoa; Mollusca; Bivalvia; Ostreida; Ostreidae.
ACGCGAAUCCGUCGCACUCUCUGUUUCCGGUGAAACUUUCGGCGAAAAAGAAGCACAAGAAAACGUCGCAAACUGCAGUCAGAAGUUUUUUUUCACAAUGAGUCAAAAUCCCCCAGCACACACCAAAGCAGUCCAGUUAGUGGAGAGCAAUAGUCGACCAUGUGGUGUUCAGCUUGUCAGCACCGCCCGGACAAACAAAUCAGCUGAUCCGAUGGACUUAGUGGAGCUAGCUACCACCAUACAAAAGGCUGAUGAAUUUGUGAAAGCCACAGCUGGAAGUAAACUGACGGAAAUCGCAAACCAGAUCCGCUACCUUCAGGAGCGGGCCAGAAAGGCUCUAGAAGAGGCCAACAGAGACAAUAAACUCCACCAUUACGCCUGUAACCUGGUGAAGAAACCAGGUACCACUUACUACCUGUAUGAACGGGAGUCGGGACAGAAGUAUAUGUCAAUUCUAUCCCCAGAAGAGUGGGGUGCAUCUUGUCCACACAUAUUUAGUGGAGCGUACAAGUUAGAACACGAUAUGUCAUGGACUCCAUUAGAAGAGGUGGAGGAACGUAGUCAACAGUUCGCUCUCAUUGAUAAAAUCUUAGACACUCAGAAAGCAUUGCCAGAAACAUCAUCCAUUACCGGUAUACUUGGAGAUAAAUCAUAAAUUGACCAGUUAAUGUGUAAUUAGACUGUGUGGACACUCUAUGCAAGUUUGGUAUACUUGAGUGAAAGGUUUUGUGAAUGCUUGUGUCUGAAAUGGGAAAUGUGUUGAAAACUUUGCAAUCCAGAACUACUGUGAUGAAAAGAUGAGAAGUUCCAAAGUUAAUGUGACUUUUACCUUCAUGCCAUUGAUUUUUUUUAUGUAAGGAUUACUUUUAUGACGACUUUUUUUAAAUUGAACUUUUUUAAUCACACGAAGAAAGUAGUGGAAUGCUAAAUCAUGCACCAUUUUCAGUAUUUAGAUAAUUACACUAUACACAUAUUAUUUAUUCAUUAUGUACAUUUACAUGAUUAUUUAAAAAAUGUUCUUGAGGGCUAUAGAUCAAAUAAAGAGGGUUUUUUGUAUUACUUUAUAUGUGGAUACACUAUGAUAUGAUUCUUUUAAAACAUGGAUAUCUCUUUUUAUUGG